AUGCUCCAAUUGCGUGGCAUUCAGUGCGAGGGCUAUAACACCACACUCAAGUGGACCAACGGAAUAGCCUCGCGGGGUCGAUUUGCUGGGGCCGCAAUCCCUGACCUUGCUGCGAACAAAGCGAGCGCCAACUCAACUACUUUUGAUAGCUAUCUGCCGAACGCUGAAGAUCCACUACACCACACUGGAUCAUCCUCAGCAUCUCCCGGGGCCGAUACACCGAAGCUGUCCGGGGCCGCUCAAAAAUCAGAUACACCGGGGUCACACUCUGAAAUCUCAUAUUUGGCACCAUCGCCCGGCGGCACCAAUGACCCGAAACGGCAGCUUUUCCAGAAAUUUCUCAACGCGGGGAUGCACCGACUCUACACCACUGAGAGCUCUGGUUGGAUGAAAUCUCACUUUGUCUCAAUGGCAGAGAAAAGCCAAGCAUUUGCUAUCGUCUGUGGUGCUAUCCAAGCAUACCUAGACGACGGUUUCUCAGUCUCGUCAAUGGAAUACGUCGAUCACGCGCUCCAAACUUUCCGAUCGGAAUUAGAAAGCCGACACAACUCCUUCGAUGGAUCCACUGUCUCUGCUGGCCUGCUUCUCUGUAGUCUAUGUCUGCUUCAAGCUCGCCCUUGGACGAUGUAUCUUCAGCUCAUGGCCGGCCUGUACCAUCUAGAGACGAACUUGAGUCAUCUGCUGCCCUCAGCCGACCAUGAGUUCACCAUCCGGCACUCCAUCGAAGUCUUGUCUAUCAUGGACAUGGAUAUCAUGGUGAUUGGUCGAAUAACACCGAGCAUGAAUGUUUGGCGCCACCUACGAAAAGUCCAAGAUUCUUGGAAAGGCGGUAGGCUCGGUGGGGUAGAGACCGUAUCGGGACUGCCCAGAUCGCUACUAGAUAUUCUCGCUGAUAUGAGGGAGAGCAGCGCGAGUGACAUAGAAUCCCAGCUCUGGACUUGGCCGGGAGAGAUUGGUGAGCAUGCCCAAUGCAUGCUUUGGGACUGCUGGCGGUAUACAGCGGUCUUACAUGUGAGGCGAUUAUACCGAUCCAGAAGAAAGUUGGCAUCGUCCGAUGAUGAGAACCGGCCGGGACCUCACUCAGGUGACCUGACAUCAUUCCCGUCAAGAGAAGUCGUCAUGUGUCGUUUGGCGGCAUCGGUUUACGCACUAUACAGGGCAGUUGAAAUGCCCGCCAACCACCACCUUCUGGUUCACAACGGGCUCAUGUAUCCUUUAGUGAUAGGCAGCCUCGAAGUCCCCAUCCUAAAUGCUCAUCCAGAGUGGAAGCAGGUUUUCGACGAUGUGCGGCCAUCGUUCUUGAGGAAAGACUCAUUUCGGCUCAUAAAUAUAGUUGACGAGGUCCUUGAAGAAGCAUCUAGGGAGGGAACUGAUACAUUUGACAUAGAAGAAGCUGCUAAGGCUCGAGGUGUUGAGAUCGCAGUCUUUUAA
Messenger RNA from Colletotrichum lupini, 1431 nucleotides. RefSeq lists its product as uncharacterized. Gene Ontology annotation, cellular component: nucleus. Gene Ontology annotation, molecular function: transcription cis-regulatory region binding; DNA-binding transcription factor activity. Lineage: Eukaryota; Fungi; Ascomycota; Sordariomycetes; Glomerellales; Glomerellaceae. Gene Ontology annotation, biological process: positive regulation of transcription by RNA polymerase II. The transcript is spliced from 4 exons. The record is from RefSeq and is a predicted model, not a curated record. Bases 1 to 1431 code for a protein of 476 amino acids.